CUACUAUCCGUCAUAUAUGAAUGCUUCUUUUGGUGAAGUUAAAGGGGGUUGCUGGUAGCUGUUGUGCUCGCUUAUAACCCUGCGUACUUAGCCCGGAAGCCGAGUGAAGGCCCGAGUCCAGUAGCACCAACAGCCGCCUUCGUCGUGAGUGUUUAUCGCCUUGAAGUGAGAGUUGGCAGCUUCCUUGGUGACACAGAGACUUCUCCCUGAGGAGCCAAGAAGCAGACGGCUCAUGACUUCUGACCAGGACACAAAAGUUGUAGCUGAACCACAGGUGCAGCAAGUUCAAGAGGCAAAGGAGAACUCUCAUUUGGAAUCCGCCAAGGUUUCAGACCUCAACCCCAAUGCGAAAGCAUGGGCCAACCACAUGUUUAGCCUGGACCCCAGCGGGACUGCUGACACCACAACUGCUGCCCUGCAGCCAUGGAAGGACGGCUGCGAUAGUUCAGACGACCCGGGCCCAGAAGGCUUUGAAGCCAGUGAGGACAAAGCUUACAAGGAGCCUCUGCUAGCUGACCCAGAUGAACCUCCACCAGAACCAGUAAUGCUGGCCGAGCCGUGCCCCAUUGCCUCCGUCACACUGGAGUGCUCCGAGCCCGCCUACACAGAAUACCCCGAGCCUGGGCAGCCGGGGUGCACAGGCAGUGAUUCUCAGCCUGACAACACCCAGGAGGGCUUGAGGGAGCACCUGAAAAAGACCCUCGAGUUCUGUCUGUCCCGGGAGAACCUGGCCAGUGACAUGUACCUCAUCUCCCAGAUGGACAGCGACCAGUAUGUGCCAAUCGUGACAGUGGCCAACCUGGAUCACGUCAAAAAGCUCAGCACUGACGUGGAUCUGAUUGUGGACAUUCUUCGAUCUUUGCCUUUGGUCCAAGUGGAUGAGAAGGGGGAGAAGGUGCGACCCAAUCAGAACCGAUGUAUCGUGAUCCUCCGAGAGGUUCCAGAGAGCACACCCAUAGAGGAAGUUGAAGCCCUGUUCAAAGGAGACAACUUACCCAAGUUUAUCAACUGUGAAUUCGCCUACAACGACAACUGGUUCAUCACCUUUGAAUCAGAAGCAGACGCACAGCAGGCAUAUCAGUAUCUCCGAGAGGAAGUGAAGACUUUCCAAGGGAAACCAAUAAAGGCGAGGAUCAAGGCGAAGGCAAUCGCAAUCAACACUUUCAUGCCAAAGAACGGUUACCGGCCGGUGGAGGUGAACCUGUACGCUCAGCAGCGCUACACGUCGUACUACAUCCCACAAGUUUACAGCCCCCAGCAGCAGUUCCCUUUGUACAGCCUGAUCACGCCGCAGGCCUGGUCCACCACUCACAGCUUCAUCGAUCCAACGCUGGUUCCUCCAUUUCAUAAUAACCAGUUCAUCAAUGGAUUUACUACAUCCCAUAGUUUCAAACCAGCAACAUCGCCCCUCACAGUCAGACACUUCUCACCCAGAAACAGAAAUCACAGUAAGUCUCACCUGAGGCCGACCAUCCCCACAUCAGACCGCAGUACUGGGCUCCUGGAGAGUCCCAACCUCUUCCCCACCUUUCCCAGUGAGAGGCUCAACGGGGUUCGUAGCAGCCCGCAAGCACGAGUCCCCACCAGUCAGCCCAGAGCUAGAUUACCCUCCACCACAACCUUCCCUCGCAGAGAUGCCGUGGGCACCGGGCGCGUGACGGACCCCUCAACGCCUGACUACUUCCUGGGAGUUGGUCGAGGAAGGAAAAAUGUUUCUGCUUCUAGGAAAAAGAGGGAUGAAAAGUUUACAAGAGCGACUCCUCAGUCGCCUCCUCCUCCCCCCAAACCCCCGUCUCCGAACUUUGAGCUCGGCCUCUCCAGCUUCCCUCCACUUCCAGGAGCAGCAGGCCAGCUCAAAACCGACGGCGUGUUUGAAAACCGACUGGCCAGCAAGGAGGCGGCCGGAACCAUCAAGGAACUGAAUGCGAGCGCCGAUUCCAGCAGCAGCGGAGCUCUGUCCCCAGUGGGUCCCAAAGAGCCUCUCCGGUCCUCCACCUCUCCACUGACCCCAAGCUUCCAACCCUCGCCAACAACCACGACCUCGGUCCCGGCUCCGAGCCCGGCUCCCAGCUCGCCUCACAGCCCCGCCCCCUCUGUCUCUGUGGAGGUGAAGGCGACGGAGGUCAAGCCAAAGGAGGUGCAGCAAUCUGUGGAGCGAGUUCCCGGCACUCUGUCCACCGCGAGCAAAUCAGUGCAGGUCAAUGGAGCUGCAACGGAGCUGAGGAAGCCCUCCUACGCCGAGAUCUGCCAGCGAGUGAAGGACACCCCCACGUUACAGCAUUCACCGAUCCCCAAGGAAGCCAAGCCAACCUGCGGUGCCGUCACAGCCGAGGACAGGAAGUGCACUGACCCCUCCACCCCUGCGGGGGAGGCCAAGGCCAGAGAGACAUACCACUCCUCCUCCAAACCCGGCUCUGUAUCUGGCACCCCGGGCAGACCCCUAAAGGAGGCCCGGAGGCCGGCGGGGAGGUGGGCCUCCCCGCCCCCUCACCAAGGGAAAGCCCCUAUCAAAGAUCCCCACCACACCCCACCCAAGUCCCCGCAGUAGGGUGGCUUCCU
Messenger RNA from Nematolebias whitei (Rio pearlfish), 2559 nucleotides. RefSeq names its product La ribonucleoprotein 4B (gene larp4b). The transcript is spliced from 17 exons. Gene Ontology annotation, molecular function: mRNA 3'-UTR binding. Gene Ontology annotation, biological process: positive regulation of translation. Gene Ontology annotation, cellular component: cytosol; cytoplasmic stress granule. Lineage: Eukaryota; Metazoa; Chordata; Actinopteri; Cyprinodontiformes; Rivulidae. The record is from RefSeq and is a predicted model, not a curated record. Bases 233 to 2548 code for a protein of 771 amino acids.